This is a messenger RNA of Rhodotorula graminis WP1, 582 nucleotides long. RefSeq lists its product as uncharacterized. The coding region runs from base 1 to 582 and encodes 193 amino acids. Gene Ontology annotation, cellular component: mitochondrion. The record is from RefSeq and is a predicted model, not a curated record. The transcript has 3 exons. NCBI's taxonomy places the organism in Eukaryota, Fungi, Basidiomycota, Microbotryomycetes, Sporidiobolales, Sporidiobolaceae.
AUGCAGGACAGCACCGACUGGUCGACCUCGUCCAUGCUUGACUACCAGUUUGCGCCCGCGGCCUUCGACCAACCUCCGCCCGACACUGCACCUGUCGAGGAACAGGCACCGCUCGUGACGAUCGUUCAGUGCGCCAGCAUCAACGUCGUGCAUCGCCUCUCGUCCGGCCUGCUCACCGAGGAGAAGAACCUGCAGCGCUAUGGGCGCAUGGCCAUGUCCCUGCACGGGCACACGCUCAGCUUUGAGGUCACGUUCCGCGGGCCGGUCCUGAGGGCAACCGGUCAGAUGCCCGGCACGGGGCCUCUCGAGGACGUCAUGGCAAUGGCGGUCCACGAGGUCCUCCACAACCGCAACCUCGACACCGACGUCCCCUUCUUCCUGUCGCGCCCCUCGACCCUCGAGAACAUCGCCCUGUUCGUGUGGCGCAACCUGAGCGUCAUCCUCUCCGCGCUUCCGCAAAACACGUGCCAGGUCUCGGUCGAGACGACGCCCUGCCCGCGCGCGACGACCGGCCCGCGAGCCAUGUCCAAGAUCCGGGUCGUCUACUCGGGCGAGAUGACGACGACGACGCCGUCGGGCUGA